Molecule: messenger RNA, 1365 nt
Organism: Physella acuta
Lineage: Eukaryota; Metazoa; Mollusca; Gastropoda; Physidae
Product: sodium-coupled neutral amino acid transporter 7-like
Biological process (GO): amino acid transmembrane transport
Cellular component (GO): membrane
Molecular function (GO): L-amino acid transmembrane transporter activity
Source: RefSeq, a predicted model, not a curated record
AUGUCCAUUCAAAAGAACAGUCUCAGUACUGAACACAUAAAUGAUGAGAAAUGUCAGUUAAAUCCAUUAGCAAGACGUAGUCGACCGAUUGACAACACAAGGUGGUUUGUUUCAGCAUUUCUUGUGGUCAACGCUACAUUAGGAGUCUCACUUUUGAAUUUCCCUAAAGCCUAUCACGAGGCUGGCGGGGUCGUAGCAGCACUCAUUGUCCAGACAGUUUUCUUAGUGCUGGUGCUGUUUGCAUUGUUCAUCAUCAUCUACUGUUCUGAUAUAAAAUGCUGCAACACCUACCAAGACAUGGUGCUCUCUAUAUGUGGCCCUAAAGCCCAGCUAGCUUGUGCUUUCUGUAUUUUACUGCACUGUUUUGGCAUGUGCACAACGUGUCUUAUUAUAAUACACGACCAAUGGGAGUUGUUUUUCCUCAAUGUGGCCCGUGAGCUCUACUGUACUACACAUCCCUUCUACACGACAAGAGCUUUCAUCAUAUCCGCUACAUCUGUACUUUUUAUACUUCCGUUAUGUUUUACGAAGAGAAUCGAUUUUUUAAAACACUCCAGCUUCCUGGGUGUCAUCGGUUGCUUAUAUAUAGCAGUUCUUGUUGCUGUCAAGUAUUUUCUACCUCAUGAUAAUCAAGGAAAAAUUGCUACAGCCCCGCAUUCAUGGAUAGAUGUUUUUCUUGUUGUACCAAAUAUUUGUUUUGCCUAUGCUUGCCACGUCACCAUUAUCCCCAUCUACUCCUGUAUGGCCAAGCGCAACAUGAGAGAGCUCUCUAAAACAGUAACACUUGCCGUCAUAGUGUGUAUCAUCAUCUACACAACUACUGCAACUCUGGGCUAUCUACAGUUUGGUGACGUUAUCACAAAUGACAUACUGCUGUCGUUUAACCCUACAGCUGAGGUGAUGGUGGCUGUAGUUCUUGUUGCUGUGAAAACAUACACCACAUAUCCUAUUCUCUGUUUCUGUGGAAAGGCAGCUUUUGAAACCAUGUGGGGAAUGUUCUGGAAAAUGGGCGCUGAAGAAAUUGUGAACAGAGAAAAGACGAGACGCAUUAUAACUACAUUGGUGUGGUUCGCCUUGACCCUCCUACUGUCCAUCUUCAUACCCAACAUUGGGGUGAUCAUACAAAUCCUAGGAGCCGUUAUUGCAUUGUUAAUCUUUGUAUUUCCAGGCUUGUGUCUGUUGAAGACGAUACAAAAUAGAGUAGAAUUAGGCGAGGAACAGCCCACAAAAGUUCGAGUAUUGAAAGGGAUUGGCAUUGCUUUUGCUGUUCUUGGUGUGCUUAUUUUUGGACUGACGUUGUCGCAGACCAUUAUGAAAGACAUUCAGGGCGUCAACCCCGACUCGUCCAAAUUCACAUGUAGCUAG